AUGAUUUCUUAAGUUUAGGAUUUGUAUUAACUUAUUUACGACAAACUUGUAAAUAAAGAAUCUCUUGAGCCCUCCUUGCUCACUAGGCUACAUACUUAGAUCUUCUUGUAUAAUAUGGAGAAAAACUUUGAAUUGGAGGAAUUUUAUUAUGAUAUUCUUAGAAAGCAUAUCAAGAAUCAUUAUUCAAUCUAUCCUGAAUAACUGGAAAUACUAAUUAAUAUUGUUUAUUAUCUUGGUAUUUUCAUUAACUAAUAGUAANUUAAAAAGUAAUGCUGCUAUUAUAAUCUUUUUUUUAAUUUUUUGGAUAUAUGUUUCGGAAUUUAUCUAAUUUUAUUACUAUUUUAUGGAGGAAAAAUGUAUUUUACACCAAAAGAUUGUUUGAUGGAAGCUCCGAUUUUAUUUUUUUUAGAAACAUUUUUGUUGGUAUACAGAGAUGAAAAAUAUAUUAGGUAACAAUAAAGAUAUGAAUCAUUUUAUUUAUAACGGAAUCAUUUAUGCAAUUUUGAUUUUGCCAUUUAUAUCAUAUUUACUCAAACGAUUUUAAAAAUCAUAAUAAGUAUAUGAUGAAAAUUAAGAUGAAUUUUAAGAUGCUUGAUAAUAUAUAAAAUAUAUAAAUGACUAAUACUAUCUAACAUCAUGAAAAUGAAAAUAGUCUUAUGGAAAAUAUCCUAAAUAUAGUGAGAUCUGAAAUGAAAAUAAUAAAACGAAAUAAGCUUACAAGAUAUUAAUAAAUUUAAU
Molecule: messenger RNA, 738 nt
Organism: Paramecium sonneborni
Lineage: Eukaryota; Ciliophora; Oligohymenophorea; Peniculida; Parameciidae
Source: the annotation of a GenBank genome assembly